AUGUCGUUCUGUUUGUUGGAUCGGUUUCCUGUCGAAUUAAUUCAUCAGAUCUUUGCUUAUCUAUCAGCACAUGAAAUAGUCUAUGCAUUCUCAGGUACCACUGAAUAUCUCAAUGGAAUAAUGGCGACUUAUGAUCGAUACGUAGUUGCAUUUCAUGCUAUUACGAAAUGUCAAUUUGAUAUGAUAUGUCGUUGCUUACGGCCUGAACAAAUUCUUUCCCUCACAUUCUCCGAUGAUGAUGAAGCAUCAGAGCAAUCCGAAAUUUUCUUUUCCUACUUCAACAUCGAACAAUUUACUCAUCUUCGUUCGUUCAACACAGAAUCUAUCAACAGUGACACAUGCAACAAACUAACCCAACUACAUCAGCUCCAACAGCUAACAACGAUUAGCCUAUCUCAUUUAUUCCAGAGAGUCUGUCCAGAAUUUUGUGCAGGCAUCCAGAAACUACUUCCACAAUUGAAUCAACUAGCAGUGUACAAUGUAUAUUGCCUUUUGAGCGACCCGUUACCAAAUCUACACCAUUUAGCUUUGCGAUAUUGUGAUUGUCGGCAUUUAGUAACUAUACUCACACUGAUGCCUAACCUUCGAACAUUUGAUGUGAUAUUGACAUGCGGUGUUCGUUCACAUUGGCCGAUUGAACUUCCACCGUUACUUUAUUUGAAAAAAUUCACACUUCGAACUGAAGGUGAAUAUUUAACUUUGAGCAAAGUAGAAAAAUUCUUAUCCAAAAUACCCAAUUUGAAACAUUUCGAAUUGGAAACGGAAGGACUCAAGGAACUUUUCGAUGGUGAACGAUGGGAACCGAUUGUUUCUGGUCUUUCGAGAUUUGAUUUUCGAAUCCAUUGUAGUGACACUUCGAAUAACGUUUUUGAACGUGAACACGUCCUUCAAUCUUUUCGUUCAUUAUUUUGGCUUGAACAGAAACGUUGGUUUGUAGCUUAUUACACUCCAAACGCGCGAGAGAUUUUCACAGUUCCUCGGUUUUUAUCAACGAUUAGCAAUUAUCCGUCUGUGAAUUGGCCCCCACAAUGUACACUAACUGACUUUCCUUUUGCCAAACAUAUUACACAUCUGCAGUGUUCAGCACUUUAUCCUCUGAUCGCUGAUCAAUUCCCAAACAUAACGUCACUUACGAUACAUACAAAUCGAACGCUUGACGGCCAGACAUUGGUUCAAGUUAUUGAGCAGAUGAAAUUUUUAGAUUCAAUUUCAAUUGUAGACCUUUCAAUCGUAAAUCACAUACCGAUCAAUGUAGUCUUCGAGAAGAUUCGAAGUUUAUCAGUACAAGAAUUCAGUACAAGUGACAGUCAUCAAACAAUACACGAUCUCGAUCGAUUAUGCCUUAUUUUUCCUCGACUAGAACGCUUGAACAUGAAAUUACUCUCUCAUAUUCAUCUGUUUCGACUAAUUGAUCAGUUAAAAUAUCUAUCAAUUGCAAAAUUUGAACUCCAUCAAUCAUCGUCUGAAUCUCCUACCAUGCAGCGUAACUGGUUGAUAAAUAAUUGCCGACGUUUCCAAAUAACGGACAAUUUCACAUUCAGAUAUGUCAAUGAUACUAUUUAUUUAUGGAUGGCCACCGAGAACGCAAAUAAUCUCGAUGCAUUAACACUGACCGACACCGAACCGUUGUCUACUUGGUAUUCACGCUUGUCAUGUACUCUACAGUAG
Adineta ricciae is the source of this 1668-nucleotide messenger RNA. The record is from the annotation of a GenBank genome assembly. Lineage: Eukaryota; Metazoa; Rotifera; Eurotatoria; Adinetida; Adinetidae.